This is a messenger RNA of Centropristis striata (black sea bass), 3376 nucleotides long. RefSeq names its product VPS35 endosomal protein sorting factor like (gene vps35l). Lineage: Eukaryota; Metazoa; Chordata; Actinopteri; Perciformes; Serranidae. The record is from RefSeq and is a predicted model, not a curated record. Gene Ontology annotation, cellular component: endosome. The transcript is spliced from 30 exons. Gene Ontology annotation, biological process: endocytic recycling. The coding region runs from base 23 to 2932 and encodes 969 amino acids.
AGAGUCACAUGAGCAGAGCAACAUGGCUGCGGUGCAGUGGCGUUCCAGUAAUCGUAACUAUGAGGUGGAGCUUCAGAGAAGUCGUCCUGAAGCGUCUCUGGUUGAGUUUGGAGACUAUCAUCCUCUCAAACCCAUCAUGGUGACGGACACAAAGACCCGUCGUGGAGCUCGUAAAGGCAGCACCUCCUCUUCCUCCUCCUCCUCCUCCUCGGUGCCUCCAGACCCCCUCAGCUCCAUGAUGGACGGGACCGACCCGCUCUCCAUGUUCGCUGCAGCCUCCAGCAGCGAACCUGCAGGACCCCCACACAGCUCCUCCUCAGGGGAGGUGGGCAGGAAGAGGAGGGAGAAGGAGGAGGAGGUGGUGGGAGCAGACUUUGAACCCUGGUCCUCUAAACGAGGAGAGAUCCUGUCCAGGUUCACCACCACAGAGAAGCUCUCCAUCAACCUGUUCAUGGGCUCUGAUCGAGGAAAAGCUCCAAGUCCAGGAUCAUCUGCUGUUUCAGAGAAAGUUCGGACUCGUCUGGAGGAGCUGGAUGAUCUGGAGGAGGGUUCCCAGAGAGAGCUGCUGAACCUCUCCCAGCAGGACUACGCCAACCGCAUCGAGGAGCUGAACCAGUCCCUGAAGGAGGCCUGGGCCUCGGACCAGAAGGUCAAAGCCCUGAAGAUCGUCAUCCAGUGCUCCAAGCUUCUGUCCGACACGUCUGUGAUCCAGUUCUACCCCAGCAAGUUUGUUCUCAUCACUGAUAUCCUCGACACUUUCGGCCGGCUGGUGUACGACAGAAUCUGGACCAUGUGUUCAGACCCAAGACCUCUACCAGACUCGUUCACAGUGGACGACGUCAAUGACACGGCCAAAGAGACGUGUCUCAACUGGUUCUUCAAGAUCGCCUCCAUCAGAGAGCUGCUGCCCAGACUAUAUGUUGAAGCUGCUAUUCUCAAGUGCAACCGCUUCCUGAACAAAAGUGGGAUCCAGGAGACGCUGCCUCGGCUGACGGCCAUGAUCAGAGGGAUCGGAGACCCGCUGGUGGCAGCGUACGCCAGAGCUUACCUCUGCAGGGUGGGGAUGGAAGUGGCCCCUCACCUGAAGGACAGUCUGAACCGAAACUUCUUCGACCUGCUGGGAACCUUCCGGCAGGUCAGCGGGGAGAGCGUCCAGAACCAGCUGGUCCUGCAGAGGGUGGAGGUCCCCGAGUACCUGACGCUUUAUUCACCUGCCAUUAACUGGAUCCUGCAGUGUAUCGCCUACCGAGCUCCAGAGCCUCUGCUGACGGAGAUGAUGGAGAGAUGUAAGAAGCUGGGGAACAAUGCUUUGCUGCUGAAUUCAGUGAUGAGGGCGUUCAGGUCGGAGUUCGUAGCAGCCAGAGCGACGGACUUCAUCAGCAUGAUCAAAGACUGCGACGAGGCCGGAUUCCCCAAGCAUCUGUUGUUCGGCUCUCUGGGUCGGAGUCUGGCCUGUGCCGAUCCUCCAGAACCAGAGAGACUCACCAUCCUCAACGAAGCCUGGAAGGUGGUCACCAAAGUCCGCAGUCCUCAGGAUUACGUGAACUGUGCUGAGAUCUGGGUGGAGUUUACCUGCCGACACUUCACCAAACGUGAGGUCAACACCGUCCUGGCUGACAUCAUCAAACACAUGACGCCUGACCGGGCGUUUGAAGACGCUUAUCCUCAGCUGCAGUCAGUGAUCAGGAAGAUCCUCACCUACUUCCAUGACUUCUCCGUCCUCUUCUCCAUGGAGCGGUUCCUGCCGUUCCUCGACAUGUUCCAGAAGGACAGCGUGAGGGUGGAGGUCUGCAGGUCCAUCAUGGAGGUCUUCAUAAAACACCAGGUGGAGCCCACCAGAGACCCCGUCAUCCUCAACGCCAUGCUGCACAUCUGCAAGACCAUGCACGACUCCGUCAACGCUCUCACUCUGGAGGACGAGAAAAGAUCUCUGGCUCUGCUGAUCAUCGGAUUCAUCCGCAUGGUUUCUUUCGGUCGUGACUUUGAGCAGCAGCUGAGUUUCUGUGUGGAGGCCAGAGCGACUUUCUGUAACCUGGAGCCGGUCAUGGUGCAGCUCAUCCACACGGUGAACCAGCUGGCGAUGGAGACCAGCCGGGUGAUGAGAGGGACUCACUCCCGUAAAACAGCCGCCUUCGUCAGGGCGUGUGCUGCCUACAGCUUCAUCACCAUCCCGUCUCUCAGCAGCAUCUUCAGCCGUCUCAGCCUCUACCUGCUGUCAGGACAGGUGGCUCUGGCCAACCAGUGUCUCUCUCAGGCGGAUGCGUUCCUGAAGGCGGCGGUCAGCCUGCUCCCGGAGGUUCCUCGCUCCAUCAGCGUGGAGGGGAAGCUUCGCUCCUCUGAGAGUUUCCUGCUUGACUUCAUCAACAACUUCCUGGCGACGCUGCUGGUCGUCCCGGACCACCCGGAGCACGGCGUCCUCUACCUGGUCCGUGGUCUCCUCAACAUGGUGCAGGACUACACCUGGGAGGAAACCAGCGACGCCAAGGUCCGAGUCUACAUCAGCGCUCUGCCGCUGCUGGCCGCCAUGAGCCAGGAGAACUACAUCUACUGCAUCCCUAAAGUGGACUCCAAUGAGACUCUUUAUGGCGGAGACCCCAAGUUCCUAUCAGAGAUCAAUAAGCUGUGUGAGACUCUGAUAGGUCAGAUCCUGGACCACCUGAAGGCUCUGGGUCGGGACGAGCAGCAGAACACCCGGAGACAGGGUUCUCUGGCCUUCUCCCUGUUCGGGGUCCUGUUGGCUCACGGGGACCUGAGGAACAACAAGCUGAGUCAGCUGUCCGUCAACCUGUGGAACCUGAGCCACAAACACGGAUCCUGUGAGACCCGAGUCUCCGUCCGGACCCUGGAGUCCAUCAGACUUCAGUCCCAGCAGCCGGACAUGUCCCACCUGUCGGAGACGGUCCAGAGGCUGAGCCUGCAGUCACGCACCUGAACACAACACGAGCUUCUUUAAAUGUGUAAAUAAAAAAUACCAACAAGCAGAAAGAAGAAGAAGAAAAUAAUCCCUAAAUGUAUUUCGUACAAGGAAACUUUGUAAAUACUUAAAUUUUCACGUCAUGUGUUUGAAAUUGGUUUGGAGCAGUAUUAACUGUGUGUUAUGUAUUCCUCUAUUUCUCUUUUCUUUCUUUAUUUAAGACUAAUAAUCAUUUCUACUAUUCACUGGAAUGUGAAUCCAUGACAUCAGACUGGUUUUAGGACACGUAGAAAAAAAUUAACAACUUUUUUUUAAUUCGCCUUUUAAGGCAACUCAUGACCAACACACUGAUAUAUAAUUUUCUCUUUUUUUUCAUUAUUAUUAUUGGUAAAUUUUAGUCAAAUAUCAAAAAUUAGGCCUCAUAUCAAGAGAAAAUAAAGUAAUAAAACCUGAAUAUAUCGA